UGGAAUUCGGAACUCGGGGCGAAUUCCGUUUCCGUUCGCCGAUUCUGCGCGAAAACCUGUGUUAGUGUGUGAGAGAGUGAGAGUUUAGAACAGCCUCUCUGACUCGAACAGGGCACGGAUUCAGCCCCACCAUGGCCAGUUCCCCCCAGAAGUCUCCCUCCACUCCUAAAUCCCCCGUUCCCAAAUCCCCUUCCUCCAGAAAGGACGAAUCUUUCUUGGGCAAACUGGGCGGAACUCUCGCCAGAAGGAAGAAAGCCAAAGAAGUAUCCGAGUUGCAGGAGGAAGGGAAGAACGCCAUCAAUCUGCCUCUCAGCCCCAUCGCCAUCGAGCUGGACCGUGAGGACACAGUGCUGGAGGAGAAUGAGGUACGAACGAUGCUCGACCCCAACUCGAGGAACGACACCAAGCUGCAGGAGCUGAUCAAGGUUUUCAUCGACUGGAUUAAUGAUGAGCUGGUAGAAGAGAGGAUCAUUGUGAAGGAUUUAGCUGAAGAUCUUUACGAUGGUCAAGUCCUACAGAAGCUCUUUGAGAAGCUGGAGGGGGAGAAAUUAAACGUGGCCGAGGUGACACAGUCUGAGAUCGCCCAGAAACAGAAACUACAGACGGUCCUGGAGAAGAUCAAUGAAACCCUGAAGCUUCCGCCACGGAGCAUCAAGUGGACGGUGGACAGUGUUCACAUGAAGAGUCUGGUGGCGAUCCUUCACCUGCUGGUCGCUGUUUCUCAGUACUUCAGAGCGCCCAUUCGGCUCCCCGAUCACGUCUCCGUCCAAGUCGUAGUUGUCCAGAAAAGGGAAGGAAUUCUCCAGUCCCGGCACAUUCAAGAGGAAAUCACGGGCAAUAUCGAGGCCUUGUCGGGGAGACACGAGCGAGAUGCUUUCGACACGCUCUUCGAUCAUGCUCCAGACAAGCUCAACGUCGUCAAAAAGACGCUGAUCACGUUUGUCAAUAAACACCUGAACAAACUGAACCUGGAGGUUACUGAGCUGGAAACCCAGUUUGCCGAUGGAGUCUAUCUCGUGUUACUCAUGGGCCUUGUGGAGAACUACUUCAUACCUCUGCACAACUUCUUCCUCACCCCGGACAGCUUUGAGCACAAGGUCCACAAUGUGUCUUUUGCCUUUGAACUCAUGCAAGAUGGGGGUCUGGAGAAGCCCAAGCCUCGAUCAGAAGAUAUCGUGAACUGUGACCUGAAGUCCACACUGCGCGUGCUCUACAACCUGUUCACUAAGUACAGGAAUGUGGAAUAAAACGGAAGCUAGUGCUUCGUCGUCCAGAGGACUCGGCAAACGUUCAGCCACGCUCACGGAGCCCCAACUCAAGCACCGACCUGGAAAAGACAAUCACCAUCUUGCCGAAGCCAUCGACGAGUCACGUUUUGGGGUUCCUGUCAGCUGCAAGAACGUCUAGAAUCUAUUUUCGAUAUAUGUAUAAAUAUAAAACAAGCAAGCACUUGAGUCAUAAAGAGCAGAAGUGAUGACACCAAUAUCUUAAUGAUUAAAAUGUAGAUUGUACUCGUGUUAAAUGCAAUUUGGUUGUUAAAGAGACUCUUCCCAGGAAGAAGGAAAUGAGAUUUCCAAACAUGCUAGAGUUACAAGUACCAAAGAGCUGUGUAGAUUGGACAAGUUGUUCAGUUUCAGGGUUAAGCCCCUGAAUAUUUUUGUGAUUCAGCUAAUUAGUAUCGCGUUUUCAGAGUUUUAGUUGACAGUACAAUGUCAGUCAGGUCUUGGAGGCGGUACAACAAGUCAAUUUGCUGAUGGUUUAUAAAGAGCGGCUGUCUUGAAUCUACAGCAACUUCUCCCAGCAGCAGCAGGGGUAGUUCCUCAGAACACAGAAUGGGGAAUAGUUACAUGUAAAAAUAAAUGUGCAAAAUGUGCACCUCAAUCAUGUAAUGUAGGCUUCAAUAUGAAGACAAAAGAGGAUGUUGGCUGUAAGCCUUAUUGACAGAAUUAUCCAAUUAUCCGUGCCCUAAUUACCUGACCAUUGUCUCUAUAUGCUACCUUAUUUUUAUGUUUGGAUUGUACCUCUUUAAAAUAAAUGUUGUUAAACAAA
Molecule: messenger RNA, 2049 nt
Organism: Hypanus sabinus (Atlantic stingray)
Lineage: Eukaryota; Metazoa; Chordata; Chondrichthyes; Myliobatiformes; Dasyatidae
Product: alpha-parvin
Exons: 13
Coding region: 132-1247 (371 amino acids)
Biological process (GO): cilium assembly; actin cytoskeleton organization; establishment or maintenance of cell polarity
Cellular component (GO): actin cytoskeleton; cytoplasm; focal adhesion
Molecular function (GO): actin binding
Source: RefSeq, a predicted model, not a curated record